Struthio camelus australis is the source of this 3346-nucleotide messenger RNA. The record is from RefSeq and is a predicted model, not a curated record. Lineage: Eukaryota; Metazoa; Chordata; Aves; Struthioniformes; Struthionidae.
CGCCUGUCGCGCCUGCGCUGGUGCUGGACGCCGCCUCUCCCACUCCGCAGGUAUCUCACGUCGAAGGACCGGUUCCACGCGUAUCUGAAAGCACGAGGGGCAUCCGGGAACGAGGAGGCCGCUCAGGAGGAUGAAGAAGAGGAGUCGGUCAGCAAUGACCAGACCGAGCCUCCAGCAAAGCGAGCAAAGUUAGAUGACCCUGUUAAGGAAGGAGAAAGCCAAGAGGAUGCUGAAGAAGCCGGAAGAGAGGAGAAGGAGCCUGUCGAACGGAAAAGAGCCCGAGGGCAGAAUAAGAGCAGGCCGUGUAUGAAACCAAAUCACUAUGAGAAGAGCAGGCUUUGCCCGUCGGUAACGCAGGGGUGCGCAGAGAAGUGCUACUUUGGCUCACGGUGCCGCUUCCUUCAUGACAUCGACGAAUACAUGGCUGUGAAACCAGCUGAUCUGGGGCAAAACUGCGUGCUCUUUGAAACCUUCGGCAAGUGCAUUUAUGGUGUGACCUGCCGCUUUGCCCGGGCCCACCUCGGGGAUGGCUACCAGAACGUUGUCAACGUGGACCUGGCCAAGCAAUGGGAAGGGAAGUCGCUGGUGAGGAACAACCUCUCCAAGGACCUCCAGCACCAGCUGCGCAAGAAGAAGUUUAGCUUUGAGAAGGCUGACGAGUACCUCCGAUGUCUGGCCAAGUCUCAUGGCAAUAGUGGGAAGGGAAACAAGGGCGCAGGGAACUCCACAGAGGGGCAAGAGGUGCCCAACUGCACAGCACCUGAGAAGGGCCCCGGGGAUGCCCCAGAACAUCCUGUGCUACUAGACGAGGGAGAAGAUCCCAAACCAGCCGCCUUGGAGAGUCCUGGCCCCGUGGAUGCCUCCGAGGAUUCCCCUGUCACAGCAACAGGCCCUGUGACGGAUGAAGACAUUAUAAAGCUGCGGCCAUGUGAGAAGAAAAAGUUGGAAAUCCAAGGCAAGCUCUAUUUGGCUCCGCUGACCACAUGCGGUAACCUCCCUUUCCGAAGGAUAUGCAAGCGCUUUGGGGCAGACGUCACCUGUGGAGAAAUGGCCGUGUGCACAAACCUGCUUCAGGGCCAGUCCUCCGAGUGGGCUCUCCUCAAACGGCAUCACACUGAAGAUAUUUUUGGGGUGCAGCUGGAGGGAGCAUUUCCAGACACGAUGACCAAAUGUGCAGAGCUUCUGAAUCAGACAAUUGAAGUGGACUUUGUAGACAUCAAUGUUGGCUGUCCAAUUGACCUGGUCUACAAGAAGGGAGGGGGCUGUGCUCUGAUGACCCGAUCUAACAAGUUUGAACAGAUCGUCAGAGGGAUGAACUCGGUGCUGGACGUCCCGCUGACUGUGAAGAUACGGACUGGGGUGCAAGAAAAGAUUAACGUGGCUCAUAAAAUAAUCCCCAGGAUCCGGGAGUGGGGAGCAUCCAUGGUCACGCUUCACGGCCGAUCUAGGGAACAACGGUACACAAAGGUUGCCGACUGGGACUACAUAGCAGAAUGUGCUAAAAUAGCAAACCCCAUGCCUCUUUUUGGAAAUGGUGAUAUUUUAUCUUAUGAAGAUGCUAAUCAAGCCAUGCAGAUGGGUGUUUCAGGAAUUAUGAUUGCAAGAGGGGCACUCAUCAAACCAUGGAUUUUCACUGAAAUUAAGGAACAGAGACACUGGGAUAUCUCCUCCAGUGAGAGAUUUGAUAUCCUCAAAGACUUCACCAACUAUGGCCUUGAACACUGGGGGUCUGAUACUCAGGGAGUCGAGAAAACCAGGAAGUUCCUGCUGGAAUGGCUCUCUUUUCUGUGCAGGUAUAUUCCAGUUGGCUUAUUAGAACACCUACCUCAGAAAAUCAAUGAGCGACCGCCUUACUACAUGGGGAGAGACUAUCUGGAGACACUAAUGGCAAGCCAAAAUGUGGACGACUGGAUUAAAAUAAGUGAGCUGCUUCUGGGACCCGUACCUGCCAACUUCACCUUCCUGCCCAAGCACAAGGCAAACUCCUACAGAUAGAACCGAUGGGACCUUUCUUACAGCAUCGAGUCGAGAGGAGGCUUUGGGAUGGCGUGUGCUGAGGAGUAGGUUGCUCAGCUGUGCCUGGGAAUUAAAUAAAUUUAUAUGUUUUUAGAAGUGUGGUUGCCUUCAGGCCCCCAAGUGUCAGUCCCAGCCACAAGUUAAGCAUCAGAUGGCCUGGCUGCAGGAUUGUGCAAGUGUGAGAGGUGCCUCGUUAACAGAGAGCAAUCUGUUUAAUUAACAGGAUGCAGGCCAGGAGAGAUCUUUGGCCUCCAGUGUACAACUGAAGUUAUCCUGACUAUCCACGCCACAUGUCAUUCACAUGGCAGGAGCGAGAGGCCUCUCUUCGUACCAGGACGUCCUCGGUAGUGCCAAAUCCUCCGAGUACGAGGAGGGAACAUGUAAUCCCUGGGGUCCUGUAGAGCACAAACAGCCCCAGCGUCCCAGAGUCUGAUGUUCUGCAGAGUCCAGUCCCGUUUUGGGAGUGCACAGGGCAGAUACCCUGUCGUCCUGGAUGUCACGCAGCUGGGUGACAUCCUCAGAGAGGCCUAGCUUUUUCCCUCACCGAGAGCCUGAAACAGCUCACAGCUCUGCUCGAACAAGGGCUGGAUGAAAGCAGGCUGCUGAGUGACUCUGCGUGACCUUUCCUACCUCCCUCAGGCCCCUUUUCCUCUCUAGGUCUCUAGCAUUUAAAUAAACGCAGCUACGCGGCACUAGGACUGAGUGCAGCUCGUCCGUGAUGGACAACCACGAACCAGACAGCUCAACGUCCGUGGUUCAGCUCAGCCACGUGGGUGCCGGACCCUUCCCGGGGCUGCAGAGCGGCGUCAGUGCCUCGGCUCGUCCCAGCUGCUCUCCCGCCCGCGUGCGGCCGUGGCUGGAGAGGAGGAAAGAGCACGGGACCCCAAAACCAUGGCUCCUAACUAGGAUCUUCGGUGGGGAUUGCCAUCUCUCCUCCUUUAAAAGUAGCUGCCUUUUGUUUUAGUGCAGCCAGUUUUGCUUCUGUGUUGAAGGCAGGAACUUUGAAACAACAAAAAAAUACCUUGAAAAAGCAAGCGGCCUCUUCUGUCGCAUCCGUUGUGGCCUCUCCGCCAAGGGAAAAGCAAGUUCCCUGGCAGCGCCCGUCGAAACGCUUGCAGCAGAGGACAGAGCGGAUCAAACAGCCCGGGCGAAGAGCGGAGCGGGGCAACGCUGACUCCAGCACAUCGCGUCCCCCCGGCAGCGCUGUCGCCAAGGUGGUACCCGCGGGACCCUCCCGGGCCGAGCGCCCUCCGGGAUGCCCCAGCCUUGCACAAGUUAAAAAAAGAAAGCAAAAGAAGAGGCGUGAAAAUGGCCUGUUUCUUCACAGCCC